CUGGCCACACCAUGGGCUGGGAAAGGGGAAAUUCUUGAGUAUAAAGUCCAGCAGGUGGAGGGACCAGGCUGGGACUCCUGUGUCACUUGCAGUGACAGGACACAUGGACCGGGUUGCCGUGGGCCUCGGGGUCUGGGGGAGCCUGGUGCUACUGGGUCUGUGCAGCUGGACAGUGGGCGGGGCAGCCGUGAGAGACCUGCGAGUGCACGCUCAGACCAACAGCUCCAUCAGCCUGCGCUGGGAGGAGCCCCAGGGCUCGGACUCCCAGAACCUCACCUACUGGGUCCUGUGGGCUGGAGAGGGCGACACAGGUGACCCCCGGAAGACCACCGACACCAGUGUCACCGUGGAGGGACUGCGCCCUGGGUCCUCAUAUGUAUUUUCUGUGUGGGUGGAAAGAGACGGAGUCAACAGCACCGCGGAGACUCUCAAUGCUUCUACAGCCCCCAACGCAGUGACCAACCUGCGAGUGCACGCUCAGACCAACAGCUCCAUCAGCCUGCGCUGGGAGGAGCCCCAGGGCUCGGACUCCCAGAACCUCACCUACUGGGUCCUGUGGGCUGGAGAGGGCGACACAGGUGACCCCCGGAAGACCACCAACACCAGUGUCACCGUGGAGGGACUGCGCCCUGGGUCCUCAUAUGCAUUUUCUGUGUGGGGGGAAACAGACGGCGUCAACAGCACCGCGGAGACUCUCAAUGCUGCUACAGCCCCAAAUCCAGUGACCAACCUGCGAGUGUGCACUCAGACCAACAGCUCCAUCACUCUGCGCUGGGAGGAGCCCCAGGGCUCGGACUCACAGAACCUCACCUACUGGGUCUGGUGGCCUGGAGACCAUGCCACAAAUCAGACCCAGAAUACAAUGGCCACCAAUGUUACCCUGCAUGGGCUUCAGCCUGGAUCUUUGUAUACAUUUUUGGUGUGGUCAGAGAAGAAUAGGAUUAAUAGUUCUCAUGAGACUCAAAAUGCUACCACAGCUCCAGACUCCGUCACCAUUGCCUCCUGUGUCAGUGCCUCAGGGGGCUAUGGGCUCAUCCUGACCUGGUCCUGCCCCUCUGGCGGGUAUGAUGGCUUUGAGCUGGAGGUGGGUCGGCAGCAGGACUCCCAGGACAGAUCUUCAUGCCAGAGUAAAGUGUUCCUGUCGGGCCUUGGGCCGGCUCGGUCCUACGCAGUCACCGUCACGACCAUCUGGAGCGGGCUGAGGACCAAGUCUGCCUCGGUGACCUGCUACACUGAGAAUGUGGGCGUCAUUGCUGGAGCCGUUGUGGGCGUCCUCCUGAUCCUCCUCCUCGCGGGCCUGCUGGUUUUGUUCCUGAAGAAGAGGAACAGGAAGCAGCGGAAGCAGGAAGCACCGCAGGAACUGGACUUCAGCUUCCCAGGGGCCAUCCUGGCCAAAGACUUCGCUGACUACGUCAGGGGAAACGAGAAGGACAGCAACCGUGGCUUUGCGGACGAGUACCAGCGUCUGUGCCUGGAGGGCGAGGGCCAGCCGCAGGUGGUGGCCUCGGCCCCGGAGAACAAGGCCAAGAACCGCUACCGGAACGUGCUGCCCUACGACUGGUCCCGGGUGCCGCUGCAGCCGCUCCAGGACGAGCCGGGCUCUGACUACAUCAACGCCAGCUUCAUGCCUGGCCUCGGGAGCCCCCGGGAGUUCAUCGCGGCCCAGGGCCCCCUGCCGCAGACCGUGCGCGACUUCUGGCGCCUGGUGUGGGAGCAGCAGAGCCGCACCGUGGUGAUGCUCACCAACUGCCUGGAGGCCGGCCGGGUGAAGUGCGAACACUACUGGCCUCUGAACGCCCAGCCCUGCACCCACGGGCACCUGCAGGUGACCCUGGUGGACGAGGAGGUGACAGAGAACUGGGCGGUUCGGGACCUGCAGCUACUCCACAUGGAGGAGCAGAAGACCCUGCCUGUGCGACAGUUCCAUUACCUGUCCUGGCCGGACCACGGCGUGCCGCCCUCCCCGGACCCCUUGCUGGCUUUCUGGAAGACGCUGAGGCCGUGGCUGGACCAGACGGAGGAGGGAGGCCCGCCCAUCGUGCACUGCAGCGCUGGCGUGGGCCGCACGGGUACCCUCAUCGCUCUGAUCGUCUUGCUGCAGCAGCUGGAGCAGGAAGGCCUCCUGGGGCCCUUCGGGUUUGUGAGGAAGAUGAGGCAGAGCCGGCCCCUGAUGGUGCAGACGGAGGCCCAGUACGUGUUCCUGCACCAGUGCAUCCUGCGCCACCUCGAGCUGUCAGCGGACACCGUGGCCCAGAAGGACGGAGAGUAUGAGAGUGUGGUGAACCUCAUCUAUGAGAAUGCGGACGCCAUCCGGGCCCAAACAUUGCAGGUCUAAGCUUGGGGGCUAGGCCCGCAGCCCAGCACCCUGGGGCUCGGGGCGCCCAGCCAGAUCCCUGGACCCUGGGACAGCAGAGGGCUGGGCCCAGCACCCGGGGCCCUGUGGGGAGGGUGCUGGGAGUGUAGGCUCCUCUGCCGCACUGGAGUUUGUCCUGUGCAGGGUGGGCCUAGGCCCUGGUCCCUUGAGGAGGUAGGGUGGGGGCGUCGGGGCUCUCUGGGGGAGGAGCUUGGCCCUCUGAGGGCUCCCCAGGAUCAGCGGAGCCGCGGCUCUCAGGAAGGAAGGACUCCGGGCCUGAGGGGCAGGGGCAGGGGCAGGCGGGACCCCCGCUCUGCUGUUCCUCGGAAGCCAGGGCCGGCGUGCGGGGUCUGAGGCCAAGGCGAUGCCCUGCCUGUGUUCUCCCUGAACCUUGUUCCACAUUUUCCUACAUCCCGUAAUUUAUUAAAUCACUGUUCUCCUCA
Molecule: messenger RNA, 2796 nt
Organism: Chinchilla lanigera (long-tailed chinchilla)
Lineage: Eukaryota; Metazoa; Chordata; Mammalia; Rodentia; Chinchillidae
Gene: Ptprh
Product: protein tyrosine phosphatase, receptor type, H
Exons: 17
Coding region: 104-2335 (743 amino acids)
Biological process (GO): protein dephosphorylation
Molecular function (GO): protein binding; protein tyrosine phosphatase activity
Source: RefSeq, a predicted model, not a curated record